GUGUGAAAGGCCGCCGUGCAAAUCGAUAGGAAUUAAGUCGACCUCAGCCCGAGCGAACUUCUAUGAAGACACAUCGCAUCACGUCUUGGGCGUUAUUACUCUUUAGAGCGCCUGAUUAAAGUAUAAUACUGGGAGUGAGAAGAUCGAAAUCAAAACCAGACCGUCUCCAGCCGCUGUACUCCUUGCGGCGUUCCAGGCAGCAUGAAGUUGUGCACGGGUUGGUGAAUAGCUGGAAUAUAGGUACUUAUCCCCUUUCCAAAAUCCAUGGAAAAUGAAUAUGUCUUUGCAUAGUAGUAUGUACUGAUAUAUCCCCUGUAUUUGUUACGGGUGAGUUUAGACACAAUGGAUGACAUGGAAAAAACAAUUGUGGAAGAGAUCUCUGGUGACACAGACAUAUCUGCAGAAGUAUCAGGCAUAAUGGAGGCUAUGAUAGAACAACAAGGACCUGUUUUUCAUCCAUCACAAUUAGAUGUCCAUAAUCAGGAAUCAGCAGAAACAUUAACUCCACCGGCUGCAAUUGAAUCAUUAUGGGCCAACAAUUCUAGCACCCCUAGUGCAAAGAUAGUGACUUCACUGGCUGAAAGGUCUGUUUUUAGAAACACUAAUCAAUAUGAUAAUCUCACAGAGAAUGACAGAGAGAAUAAACAGACUGAUACAAUUCCACUAUCAACUCUCAGUUUAGAGUCGCGAACUGUUGGUAGUGGCAGAAAUUUAAGUGCUGUUUGGCAUUAUCCUGAACCUCCUGGAGGAAGUUUUAUUUUCAGAGGAUCCAUACAUAAACCUUUCUGUCAUUCCUCUACACUUGAAAAGUCUCCAGAAAGUGGAUGCAAAGAGUGGCCUAAAAUGGUCACAAAGGCAGUUCAAACAAAUGGCAAAUGUGUACGGAAUGUGAGCACUUGCCACAUUACAGAGAAUUCUGAGUUAUCUUCACCAUCACCAAAACAUCCUCACACAAUAGAUAAACAUCAGACUCCACUAUUAUCAAUAUAUUCUUAUGGAAAAGAUGGAGUAUGGUUCACAGAAACCUCAUCUGGAAAGUCACUGAAAACAAAACCUCUCAGACCCACAAAAGAAUCUCUACAGUUAUCAUUAAAAAAAUCAAAAAGUGUUGUUAACGAUAAGAAUGUGCCUUCUGCACUAGCAGCUGUAAAUAAACAUCCAGAAUUGCCCCGUGCUUUGGCAGAAGAUGAUGUAGUAAUACCAGUAAAUUUAUGGGAUAUCCCAGUCAUUGAAAACAAAUCAAGAGAUACUGGAGAACCCAGUGAUUCAAUAGAAGAUGAUGUAGUAACACCAGUAGGUUCAUGGGAUGUAACAGUCAUCGAAAACAAAACAAAUGAUACUGGAGAUCCCCAUGAUUCAUCAGAAGGUGAUGUAGUAAUGCCAGUAGAUUCAUGGGAUAUACCAGUUAUUGUCAAUAAAACCAGUGUUGCAGAAAAAGCAUGUACAACUACCACAAAUGAUGAUGAAGGAACAUGUACAACUACCAAAGAUGAUGUUGAAGAAACAUAUACAGCUAGCACAAAUGAUGUUGAAGAAAUGUGUGCAACUACCAAAUGUGAUGCUGAAGAUGCAUGUACAACUACCAAAUGUGAUGCUGAAGACGCAUGUACAAUAACCAAAUGUGAUGCUGAAGAUGCAUGUACAAUUACCAAAUGUGAUGCUGAAGACGCAUGUACAAUUACCAAAUGUGAUGCUGAAGACGCAUGUACAAUUACCAAAUGUGAUGCUGAAGACGCAUGUACAAUUACCAAAUGUGGUGCUGAAGACGCAUGUACAGUAACCAAAUGUGAUGCUGAAGACGCAUGUACAACUACCAACUGUGAUGCUGAAGACGCAUGUACAACUACCAACUGUGAUGCUGAAGACGCAUGUACAGCUACCAACUGUGGUGCUGAAGACACAUGUACAACUACAAAAUAUGAAGCUGAAGACGCAUGUACAACUACCAAAUAUGAUGCUGAAGACGCAUGUACAACUACCAAAUGUGAUGCUGAAGACGCAUGUACAACUACCAAAUGUGAUGCUGCAGACACAUGUACCAUUACCAAAUGUGAUGCUGAAGACACAUGUACCAUUACCAAAUGUGAUGCUGAAGACACAUGUACGACUACCAAAUAUGAUGCUGAAGACGCAUGUACAACUAUUAAAUAUGAUGCUGAAGACGCAUGUACAAUUAUCAAAUAUCAUGCUGAAGACGCAUGUACAACUACCAAGUGUGAUACUGAAGACACAUGUACAACUACCAAAUGUGAUGCUGAGGACGCAUGUACAACUACCAAAUGUGAUGCUGAGGACGCAUGUACAACUACCAAAUGUGAUGCUGAGGACGCAUGUACGACUACCAAAUGUGAUGCUGAGGACGCAUGUACGACUACCAAAUGUGAUGCUGAGGACGCAUGUACGACUACCAAAUGUGAUGCUGAAGAUGCAUGUACGACUACCAAAUGUGAUGCUGAAGACGCAUGUACGACUACCAAGUGUGAUACUGAAGACGCAUGUACAACUACCAAAUGUGAUGCUGAGGAUGCAUGUACGACUACCAAAUGUGAUGCUGAAGACGCAUGUACGACUACCAAAUGUGAUGCUGAAGACGCAUGUACGACUACCAAAUGUGAUGCUGAAGACGCAUGUACGACUACCAAAUGUGAUGCUGAAGACGCAUGUACGACUACCAAAUGUGAUGCUGAAGACGCAUGUACGACUACCAAAUGUGAUGCUGAAGACGCAUGUACGACUACCAAAUGUGAUGCUGAAGACGCAUGUACGACUACCAAAUAUGAUGCUGAAGACGCAUGUACGACUACCAAAUGUGAUGCUGAAGACGCAUGUACGACUACCAAAUGUGAUGCUGAAGACGCAUGUACGACUACCAAAUGUGAUGCUGAAGACGCAUGUACGACUACCAAAUGUGAUUCUGAAGACGCAUGUACGACUACCAAAUGUGAUGCUGAAGACGCAUGUACGACUAGCAAAUGUGAUGCUGAAGACACAUGUAUGACUACCAAAUGUGAUGCUGAAGACGCAUGUAGGACUACCAAAUGUGAUGCUGAAGACGCAUGUAUGACUACCAAAUGUGAUGCUGAAGACGCAUGUACGACUACCAAAUGUGAUGCUGAAGACGCAUGUACGACUACCAAAUGUGAUGCUGAAGACGCAUGUACGACUACCAAAUGUGAUGCUGAAGAUGCAUGUACGACUACCAAAAGUGAUUCUGAAGAUUCAUGUACAACUACCAACUAUUAUGCUGAAGACACAUGUACAACUAGCUCUACAGAUUUGGGUUUUAUAGAAGGCUGUUCUGCAGCCAUUCAACGCCACUUGCAAACAAUAUUGGCAUCAUGCAGCUAUAAAGUGGAUGAUCAUAUAGCUGCUUCAUGGUUUAAAGCAGUGCAGUGGCAAAUGGAUGAUCCGUUGUCUCCAGAAAGCAAUAUUUGGGCACCCCUCCAACCCCUUUCAGAAGAAAAUUGUUGCCAGCUGUGGAAGCACACAGAAGAUGCUAACCUGACUUCAAAGAUAGAUUGUAGUGUUAUAGAAACAGAGAAGAGGGAACUUUUUCAUGGUUUUUCCUCACUUUCUGACGAGGAGUCAUCUCAACACCAGGGAAAUGGACCAAUAAUAAACAACCUGGCAGGAGCACUACAAGAAGGCCUGGCUCAAUAUUUGACAACCAAUACCGCUUAUCGGCCACCCAGUCUGGAAUCUUUGGAAACACUGGACAGAUCGAGCAGCAGUGAUGAAGAGAGUGACCAUGGGGAAUACAACGAGAGCAGUGAUGAUGACAGUACAGACUCAUGGGACAGUGGCUACUUCAGGGGAGUGACUUACCAUCAGGGCCGAAAUGAAAUUUCAUCUGAUGCAGACAUUGAUACAGACACUGAUAGUGAAGAUGAGAGUUUAACAGAUGAUCUACGAAAAUUAGGUUUCCGAGACCUGGACAACAGAAUUCAACAAAUGGCAGUUGUUUGGGGCUACUGCAGUGAACACUUUGGACUUGAUCCAGACAGAGUACUUGAGGAUGAAUUAGCAGACCCUGACAUGCCUGGCGAGUGUUUAGUUCAUAAUAUUCUGGCUGUACGGAGAGUUUCUGGACUUUCCAGGAGGCCAUAAAUGGUGCUUCAUUCUGCUGAGCUGUCAGUCUAGUGCAGAAAAAACUCUAUUCAAUAAUAUCAAUUUACAUUUUGUGCUUCUAACUACUGUAGGUGUCUGUGUCAUCUAUGCAAAAGCACAGUUACUCUUAGUGUGGGUGUAACAUUAAUUGGUGUGUAUGCUCCCUCAAAGUUGUUUUUUCUGCAUCCCUAGGUUAUAAGAAACUGAGAAUUUUCAUCUCAGGUUUCCUAAGCUAAGUAAGUGUGAUUUAUGCAUGCAUAUGCUGUUUAAUUUAAUAUAUUAUAUUAUAAGUGCACAUGCCAAAUUUACAUUAUAAUCGUAUGAGCCAUUGAAAGUGAAGGUUAAUGGAUUCUUUCAUCAUUUCUUGUUAGAACAAUUCAUAUUUAAGUUAUAAAUUGAAAAGAAAGGAAAUUUUCUUACAGCAAUAUUUGUUUAUUAUGAACCAGUUUUCUCCUUAUUAGGGCAACAUUUUAUAACAACUGUUGUUACCUAGUGAAGUUAUAAUAAGCUGAAUACUGGAUCAUAAUAAACAUAUAUCAGUAGAAGAAAACUCUGCUUAUUUGCUUUUCAACUGUAAAUAAAAGAAAAUAUUAAUUUAUGGGAAACUCUUGGGUUAGUAUUACCGGCAAUAUCCUGUAAAAUUCUGAACAAAGCAAAACUUCAUAUUGCUUCUUAUAGUAGAUUUACAUUCAUCUAAAAUGUUUCAGAUGAUAAAUUGUUCCUUUUGUGCACAAUUACUUUAAGUGACUCAACAUUAAACAGAUGUAACAAAAUAUUUUGUGUGACUUACACAAUUUUUGAUGGAGUAUUAUUGAAAAACUCUCAUUCCUAUUUAGUACAAUAGGUGAUAAGUUUGGAAUAAUGUUACAUGUUUUCUUUUGCAUUCAUCCACUUAAUUUAUGGCAAAAAUGGAGUGCUAAUGGAGUGCCAUAAAAAUUGAAAAAUCAAUAUCACGUAUGUAUGGAGUGAUUACUAAGUCCCAGUACCCCCUAUGGCACUGUCCACAUGUUUACAGAUAGUCACAUUGUAUUACUGUGAGAUCAUGAUAGAGGACAACUUUGAGGUAGUAUGAUUAUUAACUCCAGAGUGUCUGUGUGUACACCAUUGUUUUCAUAACAGAAUACAAAUAUGAUUAUCCUCAACAUUGCUGGCUGAUGGCGGUAAAUGCUCAUCAAACAGCAUCCUUAAGUUCAUCAAAUCUAAUAAUGUGUGGUAGCAACCUUUUGUUUAAUGAAACCCCAUAACGCAAGGCACUGCAGUCCAUAUCGUGACACAUGGUGGGUUGUGUUGAAAGUUCUUCACAAAAAUAUGGGUUCCCUUUACUCCCGAAAUAAAUGGUUUCCCUUUCGCACUGCAAUAUAUUGCACACUCAUCUGAGAAAAACACCUUUCCCCUUGAAGGAAGAGUCAUAAAGACAUCAAGCAUUUGCCCCCAAGACUGAUGCCAUUUUCGUAAAUCAUUAUCAAUCAAUUAAUUAAAUUUUACAAAUGAAGGUUUAAAUUCCUUUAACUUUUAAUCAUAUGUUUUUUGUAAAGUCGAGUAUGGGACUACCAAUUCCUGUGACCACAUGAACUCCACUUUUUUGGUGAAUGUUUGAUAGGCAUUGCAGCCUCCACAAGUUUUUCCAGUUGUGUGGAUGGUUGUCCUGCGUGGGGCUUAUCUUUUAUGCAACCAGUUGCAAGGAGCUUUUUAUCAUGCCACAAAAUUGUUGGUGUAGGUGGGUUAGGUUUCUCAAAACCUUACAGUGCAAUCCUGCUGAAUAUUUUUCAUUGAUUUUGCCACAUGAGGCCAUUUGUGAGCCCCCCUUGCUCAUUACAGUCCAUUCCUCCAUGGUAUAAGUUGACUUACCAGCCAUGAUUUAGAUGUAUAUCAGCACUCACAACAAUAGAAAACAACAAUUCAUGAGCAUCUGUGUAAUAUAUGGGGUUAAUGGGACUUUGUGAGUGGCCUUUAGACAAGUCACUUAUGAGUGCCUAUGACUACAAAAAAACAGAAUGACUGGUCAGUGCUUACUUCAGCAGGUGAAAUUCUGUGUACUGCCAACAGACCCAUAUAAAAGUGCAAAAAAAACUAUCCAAGAUCUUCUAACAAUUAUGUCAUUCUUCAGGGAUGCAGUUGGGCAACUCACUCAGACUCCAGGAUGAGAGGGAAAUUAGGUGAAAAAAUGACCUUUAUCUUUUAAUGUCUGCUUACUCUCAAAUAUGUUGUGGAUGUCAUUUAAUAUAUUUGAAGAAACUGGAUAAUUUUUAUUUUGUCUAUCUCAGUUGUUGAUAUAAAAUUUUGCUUCAGUGGUUAUUGGUUUCGGGCUGACUCACCCAUUCUCAAACCGCACACCUUAAAUUACACAGUACAUGUCUUACAAUAAUGUGUACACACAGUGUGUAUCUCCAUAUUACAGUUACUCACAUGCUUAUAGACAUACCUUGUUAUUAACCACAGUUAUUCAGUACAAUGUGGUGCCAAAAGGCAUGAUCAGCUUUUGUUCAGCAAAGUAUACUGUGGGCCACAGGUACCCUAAUUCAUCUUAGCCCAUGUGUCUGUUGCAAUGAAAUGAUGCUACCAAACUAACAAAUAUUACCCACAGUUGUCAACAGGACACUUUGUCAGGUGUUGCCUUCAUAUGUAUUGUAACAAUCUUUAAACGUUACUACUUAACUUGCAUUGCCCUAUGGUUCAUUGAUGUGGAUUCUGCGAAUAAUGAGAACAUCACAAAAAUUUCAAGCCUGACAAAUUAUUUAUUGACAUCAGCUGAUCAACAAAAGUGACAUAACUGCAAAACAACUGACGAAACUGAGCUAAACCAGACUGAGCUCCUGAAGUAAACAAAACUUGACUGACUGCCUUGCACAGCAUCGCCGCAUCACUUUAAAUACAAUUUUAACAAUCACUACCACUUAAUUUAUUACAAAUUGUAACUUACAAUUAAAAACAAUUUCAACUAAACUAACUGCUGUUAUAUUUGUGCAGGUUAUAAAAUAUAAUGUCAAAUAUCAUAAUAUUUUUAUCAUCAUCUUGGUUUUAUGUGUGAAAAUUAAUUCACAAUCUGAUGUCAACAAUUAUUUUCAUUUUACUUUAAUUUUAUAAUUAGUGACUGUAUGGAUUUUAUUGCUAAUAUUUGUUCAAAGUAUACACAUCAUGUUUCACCAGAUUACAUAAAUUAAAUUACAAUGAAUGACAUAAAAAUGAAUAACAAAUGAAAUUACGUCACUGGAUAAUGAUUUUCAUUUUGAUUUGCAUUGUAAUGAGGUUUUUGUGUUAGCGAAUUUACAAAUUGCAAUUAUGGUAAUUAGAGGCAUUAGUUAUUUAUGCUAACAUUUCCACAGCCUCUUAAUAUUUGUUGUUAAACAUUUUUACUUCAAUUUCACAAUCUGAUAUUUAAUUUGGCAUAUGAACAUAUUUUUGUUAAUGAAAACAAUCUAUUAACAAUAUUGAGAAUGUACAUCAUUUCAGAAUAUUCGAUAUGUAUUUACAAAGAAGAAUAGGUUUUUGGGCAAACUGAACUGAACGCUACCUAUAAAAAUACACAUAAAGGCCCUAUAAAUCACUGAAUUGUAUGGUAAAUACACGGAUGCAUAUAAGAAAGGUGGUAUUGGACAGUUCAUAAUGAUCUUGAGGGAGGCUGUUGCAUAAUAGUACGCACAUGCACAUAUGGCUAUCUAUUAAUUUUCUAUGGUGCUACCACAACCAUUAUCAUUUCUUGAUAACAUUUUUAAAGCAUGAAUAAAUAUCAAUUUUAUAUGACAUUUUGUCAAUUUUGAUAUGAGGGCGACACCUACCAAUGUAUCCUGUUGACUACUGUAGAUAACAUUUGUCAGUUUCGUUGCGUCAGUCAGUUGAAACAGACACAUAGGCUAAGAUGAAUGAGGGUAACUGUUGCUCACAGUAUAUUUUGCUGUACAGGAGCUGUUCAUGCCUUUUGACACCUUAUUGUAUUAAUAAUUACAGUUAAUAACAAGGUAUGUUUAUAAUCAUAUGAGUACCUGUAAUACGGACAUACACACUGUAUGUACACAUUAUUAUAGGAAAUGUACUUUGCAAUUAUACGUUGUGGUUUGAGAAUGGGCGUGUCAGCCCAAAACCCGUAACCACUGCAGCACAAUUUUAUAUCAGUGCAACUGAGACAGAUUAAAUGAAAAAUUAUCCAAUUUCUUCAGUACUGAACACUUGCAUAUAAGUAAAUGUUUUCUCAUCUUGUUUUUUUCUGUCUUUUCUUCUGCCUAUCAGUAAUUCAGCUAUUACCAAGUACCAAUCCUGUGGCAGCAUAAGCCAAGUGACACAUUCUAGCCACAUAUCAAUAGGGUUGUUGUUAAUAAUGACAGUUUUUGACAGUACACAUUUUUCAAUGAUCACUAUCCACAAACAUUAAUUGUUAUGGGAUAACUCUUUGAUUGGCACUUCAAACACUUCAUUCUCGUAUUUUAUAAGUGCUGUAAGUAAUCUCUCUCUAUUCCUUUUUUUUAAGUUAAUAUGCAUGAGAGAACUCAUCAUUUACCUUUGAUUUUUAAUUAGGAGAUCUGGAUCCACAACAAAGCUAAUAAAAAUGGUUGUGUGUCAAUACUGUGCAUUGCAUUUUGUUUAAAAUACACAAUAAUUAGAAACAGGCCCCUUAUUGUAUUAAUAUAUGAAAUCACACUUUUUUUCAAAAAUUAAACAAUAAAUAUAUUUUUGACUUUUUUGUUUAUACUUAUAAAAUGUAAAUUAUGUGCUGUUGAUUAAAUGCUAAGCUAUAAAGUUUACACCGAGUAUUGCUGCUUUGGAUAUCUAUGUAUAUACCAUAAUAUUUUAUACAGUUGUAACCAUAAAUUAGCUAUAAUUUGAAAAAAAAAAAUUGUGGUAGAAGCAUUAAGUGGGUGUUUUGGAUGUAUGUAUCCAUAAAUUGUUUACUGUAGUACUUUGUCGUGUAAGGUGUAAAUAUACUGUUCGGAUAGUUAACUUACCUACAUUAAUACAAACUGAAAUAUUAAGUACUAGCUUGUGCUACACAAGAUUGUAACUUUUUGUAUUGUUAAAACUUUAGCGUGGGAUAAAACUAGUUAAGAGAGUCAUUUCAAAAUUUGAUGGUUCAGCACACAGGGCUUUAAGUAUUUUAACGUUUCUCGUCUGUUUUUUUUUUUUUUCUUUUUUCUUUUUUUUUUUCUUGUGCUUAUCAGUAAUUGAGUUAUUACCAAGUAUCAAUACAAUUUAUUUAUUUGGAAAACUGUAGUACAGUCACUACUUUGUGUAAUGACUAACCAAAUAAUCAGUUUCAACCACUGUGGCCCAUCUUCAUAUCGCCAGUGUAUUCAAACACACUGUUGCAAUACUUCACUUCUGAAGAUGAUCCAUGGUGGCUGAAACCAGUUGUUUGGUUAAUAAUUAUCCAAAACUUUGAUUGUGCUAAUGAUUUUCUAAAAAUAAAUUUGCCAUGUCAUUUCCAUUAACUACAGAAAUGUUUUCUUUCUCUUAAUACAACAUUUUUUUCUUUUACAUUUGCUUAGAUUUGACAAUGAUUUUAAAAUGUAUUUGUGAAAACUUGGAUUAAAUACUCUAAGCAUUCUAAUUACAUCAAACUGGAGUUGGCCUUCAAGUUGGUUAGGUUUACCUCCAUCUUCUUUAUGAUUUUAAAAUAAUUUUCUGACAAAGAAAUCACACAGUCAUUCUUUAUGCAGACAGUAGUCUGUGUUGCUGUUGGGUUGAUGCUGUCAGUGUGGGGUUAUGAAGAAUUUGGAAUGUAGGUGAACCAGCUAGAGCCCCUGUCAUAUACAAGUGGUACAACUAUACAUUCAAUGUGUUACUUACAUACUGUAUAUGCCUGUGUUUGCAAAUAAUUAUUUGCAUAUUAAGUACAGCAGAAUAAUGCAUAAAAUGAAGCUACAAGGCAAUAAUCUGUUAUAUACAGCAGAAAAAACACUGCUUGUAUUGACAAUAAUUUUACGGGUCCAAUUAGUGAGAAAUAUAUAAUUCCACAAGGGAUAGUUUGUUUUUGUACUCAGAUAAAACAGUAAACAUGAGGUAAAUACUAAUACUAUUCCUUAUUUGCUGACACAGACAGAUAGCUCAUGUUUUCCCAAGAUCUACAUACAUGUAAGCUACUUUAAAUUUUCUCAAGUUUUUAGAUCAGACAACCCUUUUUGUGCCUCUUUCUUUGGACAUUCAUCUUUUUUUACAUCCACCAUCUGUGAAACCCCUUCUUUUCUCUUACAACUUUGGGCAUAGGAUCUUGUAUAAAUUAAGCUUGGACCUUUGAGUGAAUGUCACACUACAAGGUGGAACAUGGAUUGUUCCACACACUAACACUGCCUCUGAAUUUGAAGUUCCAUAUUACAACCUCAGCAUUUGCUCCCAGUUCAGCACUCAUUUACAUUAAGUUCUGAGAACAGGAUUACCAUUUACAUCACAUAAAUGUAGACAAAUACCAAGGUCUAAGUGAUUCCUGAGAACAGCAUAUUAAUUAAACGAAUACUAACUCAACAUGAAGUCCUUAUAGCCUUUCUUUGAUCAUAGACUGAUGAAACAUGUAACUCUGUUGAUACAUUGUGUCCUUAGGUUGACGUAUGUAUUGUACACUUUUUAUUUCAGUAUCCUGGCUUACAGAAAUAACAGUAAUCUGCAUAGAUACACCCACAGAAAAACUAAUUUCCUAAAGGAAAGGAGUGACUUGCCUCUUGAAACACAUUGUAAAUUUAUAUUUGACCUGGUUAGGAUACUAAGAGUAUUUCAUUCAAGGAUAAUAUUAAUAAAAUAACUGUAGUAAUUUUAUAAGUAUGUUUUGUGACUAAGUUUGUGCAUGAGAAAAUUUUCAAAUUAAACUAAUUUUUAAAAAAAUUGAAUGUCUUGGAAGAAAAUUCAGGUUUCAUUGGACUCUAAUAUUUGUACAUUCAGUUUUAUGUUUGUAUAGGCCUUGCAUAAGAUGUCUAUUAUAGAAGUAAUUAAACAAGAAAACUAAAAACAUUGGUUUCAAAGAAUCAUUGAUUGAAAAUAUUCAGUUUGAAAAUAUUGUGUUUAGCUUAACUUCCUCUGUGUAGCAUAUUAUUACUUGUGUAUAUCUAAGUGGUAUCUGUUCUGUUGGGAAUGUCCAACAGAGCUGGUACAUACAUGUAAACAUGAAAUGUAGGCAGGGGAAAGAGAAGGAAAGGGGAAGUUUGGAUGAGAAAUUGUGAUGGCUAGCCUCAUGGGGCAUUGUGGUAAUGCAAUGCAGAAGUUGAAAAUUUGUGCCGGACCAGGAUUGGAAUCCAAAUUUAUCGCUUCUCAUGACCUGUUGCCAUAACUGCUUUGGUCAGCCAGAUACUAUCCCUGACCAACCCAAAUUUCAAACUUGUCACAUGCUGCAAUGUAGCCUCCCUCAUUCAUUACACCCUCUACUUGCAAAUCCUGAUUCCCAUAGUAGUUCAAAUGGUAUCUGUGCAUUCGCACUGAAAUAAGUGACGAGGAGUUGUUACCCUCUUUUAUAGAAAUGUAUAUAUUUGUGUGGUGUCUGUUCUGUCAGAUAUGUCACAUGUAUUAUUACAAGUUUUAAUACUGUUCUAUCACAUAGGUUCUGCUAUGACCAUGUAAGUAAAUUAGGGAAGGAAAUAAUAUUACAGUUACAAUAUUUUCACAGAACAUGAUUCCGAGUGCAAAUUUUCAAAUUCAGAUUUUGGUUGUAGAUGUUGCUUCUUUGUUUUUUAUCAGAUGCCACUGCAGACAGGGAUGUGAUGACCUCAACAACAAAAGUCACAGACAAAAUUAAAAUUUCAGACAAGGAAACCUUUACAUAACAGUUUUGUUCAGUUUUUAUGUCUCAAUGUCAAAUGGCCAUUUUAUAAAUGUUUUAUACAAAAAAAAUGUUAAUCUGAGUUUUUUAGUCCCCCUUUAGAAUACAUGUUACAAGUGUAAGAAAACUAUAGAGACGUCAUGUACUCUAGUCUACAGUAUGAAUAAUUUGCUAUGGAAGUUUGUUAUAUGAUGUGAUUUAUGUAAUUUUUAUUACAGGAAAUAAUAAAUUUUAUUUAUUUAUUUA
This is a messenger RNA of Schistocerca gregaria, 12085 nucleotides long. RefSeq lists its product as uncharacterized. Bases 343 to 4107 code for a protein of 1254 amino acids. Lineage: Eukaryota; Metazoa; Arthropoda; Insecta; Orthoptera; Acrididae. The record is from RefSeq and is a predicted model, not a curated record. The transcript is spliced from 5 exons.